UCGGUAUGCUUAUUCCAAAACCUAUUUGAAUAGUAGAACCUUCCUUAGCGGACACCUCUCUAUUAAGGACACUACAUGUAGGUUUGGUCCCAAAUUGGUUUGUUUCCAUUCAAUUUGACCUCUCUAAUCAGGACACCUCUCUUUUACGGACAGCACUUGUCUGUCCCGAGGGUGUCCUUAAUAGAGAGGUUCUACUCUAUAGGCCUGAAUUGGGACAGGUCAAUGAACACAAGGUCAAUCAUGUGGGUGUCGACAUCAGCAUGGUCAUGGCCACGAAUUGGUGCCCAAAAUGGCUGCUCAAAUGCACCAUCGUCGCUUUCUUCUCUUUUUACUACAGAUGAUGUUUGUUACAUCGGCGCCAUAAGAAAUCUUUAGUGUACAUCUUAUUCGAAGGAAGUGGUAACUAGAAGUUUUAAAAAUGACCUCCCAAGGUCAAAAGCAAUGCAUUUAUUUAUCCUGUUGACAGUAACAACCCAGAUGUCCUGAAGGAGAAGUCACAUUGUUAUCGUUCCAGUUAUUGAUUAGGGUUUGUGAUCACAAUAAGUCAUAUGGGGGAUAUGUUCAUUCCAUUAAAUAUAGGCCAUCGCUUAUUGAUUUUCACUUCUAUGCUUAACAUAGGCAGGUUAAGCCCUUGGCUAUUUCAGUACAGUGGCCACGGCACCAGGAGUGAAUUUCUUGUUCUUGAGUCGGGUGCUUUUGAAGCGUGCUACCAAGAGGAUUGUAAACUUUGUUAUUGUUGUUACGCAUGUCUUCAUUUGUUCAGUUAAGUGUGUGCUGGUCAGUGAGGAUCUAUCAUUGACCACUGCUUGGGUUGUUUGUCCUGACCUGUCGAGGUCAAUUCAUCAUCAUCUCUCUAAUGGGAUGGUGUAGGAUGCACAUUCUGUCUUUUGAAGGAGGACGCUGUGGGAUAAGCUUAGCUUCUUGAUCUCGACCUCUAACUUAAAUUUUUUACUACUGAUGUAUGUCUGAGACUGACCUAUUGUUGAUUUCACGUUUUCAAUUUCUGACUGUGGAUUGCGAAUGACCCAUCUGCUGUUUUGUCAACAUGCCAGGAGAAUUUAAUGAUUUGGAGAUCAUGUCGGAGACUACUGAGCUACUGAAUAAUGAGCAGCGACCUGCCAUCUACUCUGAAAAUGCUAAUGAAGGCGGGCGAGCCACUAUCGAACUUGACCAGAAAAGUCCCGAUAGUUUAGAGACGUUGCCGCGGCCAUGGCCAGAACAGCAAAAGACGACAAAGUAUGUGGUGGGCGCAUCUGUGAUGGCUGCGGCUGGUGGUAUUCUGUUCGGAUAUGACAUAGGCAUAAUAUCUGGGGCACUCUUACAACUAACGCCCAGAUUUCACCUGUCAUGUCUCGAGCAGUCCAUGGUUGUAGGGUCCAUGUUAUUUGGUGCUGUGAUAGGCUCGUUAUGUGGAGGUUUCAUUAUUGACAAAUGGGGCCGACGUCUGGCUUUGGUGUUCAACUCGGGCAUGUUUGUUAUUGGUGCCAUAAUCCUCGCAGCCGCUCCUACUUAUUAUGUUUUGGUUUUUGGCAGGCUUGUUGUUGGUUUUGCUGUUUCCCUCUCAGCCAUAGGGGAAUGUAUCUACAUAUCAGAGAUUGCUCCAGCGAGACGGCGAGGUCUUCUGGUCAGCCUAAAUGAGCUUGGGAUCACAGUAGGCCUGCUCCUAGCAUAUCUAGUCAAUUUUCUGUUCAUUACAAUGGAAAAUGGUUGGCGGUAUAUGUUUGGCAUUUCAAUGUUGCCAGCAGUGGUUCAGGGUGUGGGCAUGUUCUUCCUUCCGCCGAGUCCACGCUUUCUCAUGAUCAAGAAAAAGGAGGAGGAGGCAGAGAAGGUACUCAAGUUGUUACGAGGGACGCCACACGUUGAAUCUGAGCUGCAUAAUAUCAAAAUAGCCAUUCAGAUUGAGACGGAUCAUAAAUUCUGUGAUUUAUUCAGUUCUGUUGAGAACAUGAGAGGACGUAUGUUCAUUGGUGCAGGAUGUGUCUUCCUACAGCAGGUGACCGGUCAACCCAAUGUUUUAUACUUCGCACCGACCAUCUUCCAAUCAGUAGGAUUCAAGAGUGAUUCAGCUGCCACAUUAGUGACCGUCGGCCUGGGCUUCAUCAAGGUUCUUUCCACCGUUCUUGCCCUUCUCUGCGUCGACCGCGCAGGCAGACGUCGCUUCCUCAUCGUGGGAGCAUCGAUGAUGGGUGUAUCAAUACUAAUACUAGGCGUUGUCAUCAUGGCCAUGAACACAGCGCCACCUGUUGGUGUAUAUUGUACCGACAACAACAAGAAAUCAGUUCAGUUCAGUUCUCUCACUCAUGCCAACAUUCUGCCAAAUGUUCAAAAACGAGACCUAGAUCCAAAUCCCAAUUUGUUUGACUUUUACUCAAAUGAAAGCUCAUCGACACCUUGGAGUAACAGUUCUGUUAAGACAACGGAGGCAAGUUUUAAUACGACCAUGUCUCCAAAUACAACUUCGUCAGGUUUAGAUGACGCGCCUUUGAUCAGCAAGUGGAUCUCCUUCGGUGCCCUGAUGGUGUUUGUCAGUGCUUAUGCCUUUAGUUUUGGACCAGUUGUGUGGCUUUUGUUGAGCGAGAUCUUCCCAGCCUCCAUCAGAGGUCGAGCAAUCUCCAUGGCAACGGUGCUAAAUUGGGCGACAAAUCUCCUUGUCUCCUUUACAUUCCUUGAUCUCAUGGAUGUGAUGGGUGUAUCAUGGACGUUCAUUCUCUACAGUGGAAUCUGUGCAAUUGCAGUCGUCUUCAUAUUCUCAUUCGUACCGGAGACGAAAAAUCGUAGUCUUGAACAAAUAUCAUCUGAUCUUAGCCAGGGCUCAUUCAUCCAACGAGUAAAGAAGAACUUCAAGUCCACCUUCAGGAGGAAGUCGACGCUCAAACUCCGUGUGACAACAAGUUACGAACGCUUCGGAGAAUCUCUUACCAUGGACCUGUCGGAAGUGGACGAGAACCACAUGGCUUGAUUUCAUCAGAUGACAGCAAAACGGCAGAUUUUCUUCUUUCUGAAACUGACCUUUCUGAAACUCAAGUCUACUUGGGUAAAGUUUAAUACAUGUACACUGAAAAUCUAUCUUGGGUUCGCAUGUAAGUCUGUUCUCUCAGAAUUCAAAGGCCUGAUAUGUGGCAUGCAUGUGAUAGUGUCAGUAAAGGAAGACAGAUGGCAAUUUAACAUGAACAAAUGAUUUCAAUUAUUUCAUUGUGUUAAACCAAUUCCAAGAAACUCUCCAUGUAUAAGGAGACUGCUGUCUUUCACCUAGAAUAAUGGAUCACUAUUUCUUGUUAUUUAGUGACUGUAUUCUUAUAUUUAUGUACUCUUAUUGUAAAAGACCUAAUAAUGUUUCAUGGAUAUGGGUCAAGUCAGCCCUAAAGACCUCAGAGUCCUGUUUCUGUGGCGUUAUGCUCGAUGAAGGCUAGACAAUAGGCACAAUAAUUUUGGCUAGAACUUGAAAUCCUAAAGCAAUUAGAACUCUUUCAAAACGAAGUGAAUGUCAAUUUGAAGGGUGGGAGUCAGUUUUAUUUUCCAGAGAACAGACUCCUACCCUAGGUCUAACUGGUUUAGGAUUCCAAGUUCUAGUCAGAAUGAUGGUGCCUAUGGUCAACCCUUCAGGAGAUAUCCUUUGUCCAUUGUCAGCAGUGUCAGUUGGCUUAUUGUAUAGUUCUGUUUAUACCAUCAUCUGUUAGCUUCCAAUUAGCAAACGAUUCAAUCUGGAGUUAAAGGCCAAUGCUGUUGGUGCUUAUUGUAUCUUUUUGUUGCUCAUUUAAUGAGAAAUAAACUUUGCCAUAGUGCAGUUAUUCUGCAUGCAAACACACUGAAAAUUGGCAUUUAUAGUAUAUGUAUGUCAGUGUGUAAUUUUAAAAAUUUAUAUUCAGUUCUUAUGUACAUAAUUGGAGAUCUUCAAAUUCAAGUUCAAUUUUGAAAUAUUUAACAAUGAAUAGAGCCUAUAACCUUGGUUGUGUCAAUAAGUUUGAGCUGGUUGAGUUACUCAUCACCUACAUGUAUUAAGUGUAAAAAGGCCUAUUGUAUAUGUCCCUCUCAACCGGCACGUUGACAAAGUAUAUAUUCAGUUGUUCGCCUCUUUUGCUAGUGCCAAACGUUUAAAAUGUUUUUCUCAGAUGCUAAAAUUCUUCUCUUUGGUUGCUGUUUAAAGACCUUGUGUUUAGUCCAAAAUGGAAAGAUCUGUGUCCAUAUCAGCCUCCUUGCAGACAUGCUGACAUGUGCUCCAACAUAUCCUCACAUAUCUUUAAUUGACAUGUGCUCCCACAUAUCUUCACAUGUGCUCCACAUCGAGGACUUAUCCAAUAUGUAUAAAUGUGACAGUGUAUCUCUAUCAGCCUGAAUACUGCCCCAGCAUUCCUCCACUAAGCCUGUGAUCUUUGUGAUCGUGAUAGAAUCUAUUUACUUAAUUAGGCAAUAAAAUAAGCAUAUUUGUUGUA
Molecule: messenger RNA, 4430 nt
Organism: Lineus longissimus
Lineage: Eukaryota; Metazoa; Nemertea; Pilidiophora; Heteronemertea; Lineidae
Product: solute carrier family 2, facilitated glucose transporter member 12-like
Exons: 13
Coding region: 1046-2959 (637 amino acids)
Biological process (GO): D-glucose transmembrane transport
Cellular component (GO): membrane
Molecular function (GO): symporter activity
Source: RefSeq, a predicted model, not a curated record